UCGGACAUGCGCUGAACACAACAAACGAUUCUCUUUAAGAACAUCUCUCUCUUCUCUCCACUUCUUUUUCUCUCUCUUUUAAUCGAUGGCAGCUUCGGUUGAUCCUUUGGUGGUUGGAAGAGUGAUCGGAGAUGUGUUGGACAUGUUCAUCCCCACCGCCAACAUGUCUGUUUACUUUGGCCCCAAACACAUAACUAACGGCUGCGAGAUCAAACCCUCCGCUGCAGUCAACCCUCCCAGAGUCAUCAUCUCCGGCAACUCCAAUGAGCUUUACACUCUCGUGAUGACUGACCCGGACGCACCUAGCCCGAGCGAGCCAAACAUGAGAGAAUGGGUCCAUUGGAUUGUCGUGGAUAUCCCCGGAGGCACCAACCCCUCAAAAGGAAAGGAGAUAUUGCAAUAUAUGGAGCCGAGACCACCGGUGGGAAUACACCGUUACAUAUUUGUACUUUUCAGGCAGAACUCACCGGUGGGUAUGAUGGUGCAGCAGCCGCCUUCGCGAGCCAACUUCAGCACCCGAAUGUUCGCUGGACAUCUCGAUCUUGGUUUACCUGUGGCCACAGUUUACUUCAAUGCCCAAAAAGAGCCAGCUUCACGCAGACGCUGAUGCAUGUCAACCAAAAUAAAAGAGAGCCUUUUCCGGUUUCACCUAAAAACCGGACCGGAAAGAAAUAUGGAGUUUAUAUAUCAAACCAUAUUUUGUAUUCUCCGGUUCUUGACUAUAUAUAUAUGUAGAUGCAUAUACAAUUUAUACAAAUAUGUUUAUGUUUUUGUGUUAUACUAAGCAGGACUGAUACUAAGUGGCUUGCGUAUAAUAUAUGGUUUUCGUUUCUUUGAUAAACUUAAAUAAUAAUUUAAUAUAUGUAUACUGCUUUUCUUGGUGAUCUUAGCCUUCUUGUCCUAUGAACCGCAACAGCUCGUUUCAGUUCUAAAAGAGAGUUUCAGCUAUUUCCUUCUCCCUGUUCUCAGUCUUUUAUGGUUCCAAAAUCAUCAAGUCUUAACAAUCGUGUUCGUUAGAGUUCGGUGUAGAACAUCCACUGUUUCGCUAUUGGUCUCAGAAGAAGCCUUGAGUACUUGUAACACACCAGUUAUUCGGAACCAGUGAGGGAUUAAGCUGCAACACGCGUU
Raphanus sativus (radish) is the source of this 1128-nucleotide messenger RNA. Its product is annotated as protein MOTHER of FT and TFL1. NCBI's taxonomy places the organism in Eukaryota, Viridiplantae, Streptophyta, Magnoliopsida, Brassicales, Brassicaceae. The record is from RefSeq and is a predicted model, not a curated record. The transcript has 4 exons. Bases 86 to 607 code for a protein of 173 amino acids. Gene Ontology annotation, biological process: response to abscisic acid; positive regulation of seed germination.